This is a messenger RNA of Phaethon lepturus (White-tailed tropicbird), 1968 nucleotides long. It is a transcript of the gene ASAP1, whose product is annotated as ArfGAP with SH3 domain, ankyrin repeat and PH domain 1. The record is from RefSeq and is a predicted model, not a curated record. Lineage: Eukaryota; Metazoa; Chordata; Aves; Phaethontiformes; Phaethontidae. Gene Ontology annotation, molecular function: protein binding; GTPase activator activity. The transcript has 17 exons. The annotation marks the transcript as partial. Gene Ontology annotation, biological process: positive regulation of GTPase activity.
GACCCUGGGAACAAGCAGGCAGAGUACAACAUGCACCAGCUGCAAGGGAACAAGCAGUAUGGUACGGAGAAGUUGGGGACACUCUUCAAGAAAAGCAAUGGGUUGAGAAAAGUCUGGCAGAAGAGGAAAUGCACCAUCAGCAACGGCUACCUGACCAUUUCUCACAGCAUGCUCAGCCGCCCACCAGCCAAGCUGAAUUUACUGACCUGCCAGGUGAAGCCGAACUUGGAUGACAAGAAAUGCUUUGAUCUGGUUUCCUACAACUGCACGUACCGCUUCCUGGCAAAGGAUGAGCAGGACUGUGUCGCCUGGGUGUCCGUCCUCAGCAACAGCAAGGAGGAGGCACUGAAUGUGGCCUUCAGCAAGGUGCAGGGUGGAGGGGAAAGCAGCCAGGAGGAGCUGACCCGGGCCAUCAUUGAAGAGGUCAGAUACAUGCCUGGGAACAGGGAGUGCUGCGACUGCUUGGCCCCAGAUCCCACUUGGCUCUCCAUUAACCUGGGCAUCCUUAUCUGCAUCAAGUGCUCUGGAAUUCACAGAGAGAUGGGUGUGCAUCUCUCCCGCAUUCAGUCAUUGUCUCUGGACAAGCUGGCAACCUCUGAAUUGCUGCUGGCAAGAAAUAUCAGCAACUCUGGCUUCAAUGACAUCAUGGAAGCAAACCUUCCCAGCUUUUCGCUGAAGCCCACAGUUCACAGUGACAUGGCCUUUUGGAAAAAAAUCAGCAUUUCCAAGUAUGUUGAGAAGAAAUAUGCCAAGAAGAUCCCUGCUGCUCAGUGGUCUGGCCUCGCAGAAGCUGUCAAGGACAAGGACGUAUUUUCUUUGCUCCAAGCAUAUGUGGAGAAUGUGGAUUUGAGCGAGCCUGUGCUGGCACCUCUGCAGGAACCUGGGGAGACCAUUCUCCACCUGGCAGUGCUGUUGUCUGAUCGAACUUCUUUGCAUAUCGUUGAUUUUCUUAUCCAGAACAGCAGGAGCCUGGCAAAGCGGACGGCAGAGGGGAACACGCCACUUCACUAUUGCUGCUCUCACAACAAACCUGAGUGUGUCAAACUGCUGCUGAAGGCCAAAGCCAACAUUGCCAUCACUAAUGAAGUGGGAGAUGUUGCCAGGAGGAUGAGACAUCCCCUGUGUGAAGAGCUGCUGCUGCAGGCCCAGAGCAAUCAGUUCAACCCCAAUGUCCACGUGGAGUAUGAGUGGCAGCUGGGCCAAGACGACAUGUAUGAGAGUGAUGAAGACCUGGAUGAGAAGCUGGGUCCUGUGAAGAGGGUGUCUGCCUGUCCCCAGAGCUGCUACCACCCCCCUGCUGCUGCCCGCAGGCUGGAGGCAGCAUGGGCAGUGCCCUGGUGGGCAUGGCUGGACACCUGCCCCCCGCCAGCUGCCCACCUCUGCAGCCUGGAUGUGCCGCCACCCCCCUCCUACACACCUCCAUUCCUGCCCCAGCGGGCAAAGCCAGCUGUCCAGGGGACAUAUCCACCUUUCCUUACCAGCUCAUCCAUCUUUGCUGAGGACACAAGAAGCAGGAGGAGCCCACCCCUGCCGCUGAGCAUCAAGCACAAGCGCACAUCCUCAGAGUGGGCGCCUUGGGUACCACUUAGCCCUGACCAGCCCAGCCUGCCUAGCCUGGAUUCAGGUGCCCUGAGAGCCAUGCAACCCCUCUGCAUGCCUGGCCCCAGCAAAGUGGGACAGCCUGGCCCACACCGAUCCCUCCAGGAGCCAGAUCCAUGUUCUGGCCAUGCCCGGGAUGUCCCACCUCUUCUUCCUCGGAAGUACCCCACUGGUAGACUGCUGCUCCGCAGGGUCCGCGCUCUCUAUGACUGUGAUGCUGACCAGGAAGAUGAGCUGACUUUCCACACAGGCGAGAUCGUUGUGGUGUCUGAAAAGGAGGACAGCAACUGGUGGAAAGGGUGGAUUGAAGGACAGCCUCACAGGCAAGGUGUCUUACCCGCUUCAUUUGUUCACGUGCUCAGUGAGUAG